AUGUUCUUGAACGGUGUCGUCACGUCCAAGUACUUCGAUCUUGCCAUAGCUGCCGUCAUCGGCAUCAAUGUAAUAUCGAUGGCAAUGGAGUUCUACAUGAUGCCACCCGGACUGAAGUACGUACUGAAAGCUCUGAACUAUUUCUUCACUGCUGUGUUCACACUGGAAGCGGCCAUGAAACUCGCUGCUCUUGGGAUCAGGCGAUUUUUCUGUGAAACAUGGAAUCGUCUGGACAUGUUCAUCGUCUUCCUCUCUGUGGCCGGCAUCAUAUUUGAAGAGUUCGAAGCACUAGAACUGCCUAUCAAUCCGACCAUCAUUCGAGUUAUGAGGAGAAAAUUGUAUUACAAGUUUCUUAACUUUUCAGUGCUCAAACUGCUGAAAAUGGCAAAAGGAAUACGAUCGCUAUUGGAUACUGUCGGCAUCAAUGUAAUAUCGAUGGCAAUGGAGUUCUACAUGAUGCCACCCGGACUGAAGUACGUACUGAAAGCUCUGAACUAUUUCUUCACUGCUGUGUUCACACUGGAAGCGCCAUGA
Molecule: messenger RNA, 534 nt
Organism: Cooperia oncophora
Lineage: Eukaryota; Metazoa; Nematoda; Chromadorea; Rhabditida; Trichostrongylidae
Source: the annotation of a GenBank genome assembly